Molecule: messenger RNA, 1907 nt
Organism: Penaeus vannamei (Pacific white shrimp)
Lineage: Eukaryota; Metazoa; Arthropoda; Malacostraca; Decapoda; Penaeidae
Source: RefSeq, a predicted model, not a curated record
ACGAAGGCUGCUCGGCGUCGGUUCGUUUCGCGGGAAGGGAAGAAAAGCCGAAGUUAAAAGAGAUUUCAAGAGCAUGUGAUCAAAAAUAGAAAAAAUAUAUAUAUAGAAAAGGUUAAAAAAAAGAGCAAAACGAAAAUAAAAAGCGAAAAGUGGGCGUACGAAAGCAGAAAAGAUAAGAAGGGGGAAGUGAGCCCGAGCGAGGUCGCCAAGCCUCUGUGAAUGAGUAAAGUUUCCCAAGCUGAUCAUAUAUGCAUGCGUGGUGCCAUCUUCCGUGUUACACCGGGCCAGUGCCACCUCGGAGUGCCGUCGUGACCUACGUCGUGCCUGACCCGGUGUCCGGAUCCUUCUGCAUCCGAACCAGAGAGCUCAAGACGUCCUAUAUCUCCGUCGAGGACGCGUCGCCGCACACCAUGAGGAUCCGCCGACUCCUUCGAAGCAUCUACGCCUUCUGCAAGGCGCCCGCAGCUAUGCCGGAGGAGAAGGCGGGGAAGGGGGAGAAUGGGGUCGGUGUGGAGACCAAGACCUCAGGCUCCCCUAGCAAGUCCCCCUCCAAGGCUCCAAGGGGGAAGAUGGUCCUCUCACGGGUCAAGCUCCUUGAUGGGACCGAGUGCGAGGUGGCGGUGGAGAAAAAAGCCAAGGGCCAGGACCUCAUCAACAGUGUGGCUGACCGCAUCAACCUCCUGGAGAAGGACUACUUUGGCCUCAGUUAUAUGGACCACAACAACUAUAAGACUUGGCUGAACCCGGAGAAGAGAAUCUCAAAGCAGGUCAAGGGGCCAUGGGAGUUCAACUUCGAGGUCAAGUUCUAUCCCCCUGAUCCAGCUCAGCUGGCCGAAGACAUCACCAGAUACCAGCUCUGUCUUCAGGUACGGCAGGACAUCUUGACGGGCAAACUUCCAUGUUCUUUCGUUACACAUGCACUGCUAGGCUCAUACAUGGUACAAGCAGAGGUGGGAGACUAUGAUGCCAAAGAACAUGUCGGCACAAGCUACUUGUCUGAGUUCACAUUUGCACCAACCCAGAAUGCCGAGCUGGAGGAGAAGGUUGUGGACCUACACAAGACACAUAAAGGGCAAACGCCUGCAGAAGCAGAACUACACUACCUUGAAAAUGCUAAGAAAUUAGCGAUGUAUGGCGUUGAUAUGCAUUCAGCUAAGGAUUCAGAAGGUGUAGAUAUCAUGUUGGGUGUUUGUGCAUCAGGCCUCCUUGUUUAUAGAGACAAAUUACGCAUCAAUCGAUUUGCAUGGCCCAAAAUCCUCAAAAUCUCAUACAAGCGAAGUAACUUCUACAUCAAGAUUAGACCUGGCGAGUUUGAAACCUUCGAGUCGACAAUCGGGUUCAAAUUGCCCAAUCACAAGGCAGCUAAGAGACUUUGGAAGGUGUGUGUGGAGCACCACACCUUUUUCAGAUUAAUGACUCCAGAACCACCACAGAAGCAAGGACUUUGGCCACGGUUAGGGUCAAAGUUCCGAUAUUCUGGGCGGACUCAGUACCAGUCCCGCAUGGCAGCUAAUCUUAGUGAUCGAAACAAUCCUGAAUUUGAGCGAACGCUGAGCCGUAGAAAACUGUCUUCAAGAAGUAUGGAUGCCCAAAAGAAUGCUAGCAACCUGUCGCAGGGGCCUCUCCCCCCACACACAGGUAGUCAUGCAUGUGGUACUUGGUUCGACAUCAAUAAUCAUGCUUCUGAUAUAGUGCAAGAAAUGCCAUAUAUUGAUUCCUUCGGCUUCAAUGCCCUGGGAACCCGCACUGGGGAGACACCUGAGAUGUCCAAGAGGCACACUAUGUCCCAUCCACCCCCACACAUCCCAGGCUUGGAGGAGGCCCCAGGCAAGGACGGGGCAAACAAAGCCGGCAGCGGAAGGGACACCCCUUCAGCAGAGGAGCGCACCCCAGAGAAGAAAGAUAAG